AUGCAAGACCAAGCUACUAGUUCUAUUGCAGCCAGUUCAUUGCCUUCAAGUAGUGAGAGAUCUUCCAGCUCUGCCCUUCACGUUGAAGUCAAAGAAGGUAUGGAGAGUGAUGAUGAAAUAAGAAGAGUGCCGGAGAUGGGCGGAUGUCCAAUAGUUUCCGGAAGCGGUCCGGUUCAGGCUUCAGGUGGGGGGCAAAGGAAGAGAGGUAGAAGCCCAGCUGACAAAGAAAAUAAGAGGCUAAAACGGUUGUUGAGGAACCGAGUGUCAGCGCAACAAGCUAGGGAGAGGAAAAAGGCAUACUUGAUUGAUUUGGAGGGUCGAGUUAAAGAGUUAGAAACUAAGAAUGCAGAACUUGAAGAAAGGGUUUCGACUUUGCAAAAUGAGAAUCAAAUGCUUAGACAGAUACUGAAAAAUACAACUGCAGCAGAGGGGCGAAAGUAA
Messenger RNA from Fraxinus pennsylvanica, 441 nucleotides. The record is from the annotation of a GenBank genome assembly. NCBI's taxonomy places the organism in Eukaryota, Viridiplantae, Streptophyta, Magnoliopsida, Lamiales, Oleaceae.